Molecule: messenger RNA, 982 nt
Organism: Babesia bovis T2Bo
Lineage: Eukaryota; Apicomplexa; Aconoidasida; Piroplasmida; Babesiidae
Product: Kinase phosphorylation family protein
Exons: 3
Coding region: 150-740 (196 amino acids)
Source: RefSeq, a predicted model, not a curated record
AUUUUGACUCGUAUGUACAUUCAUUAAUUGCUGCUGCCACCAUUACGCUUAUAUUAUAUUUAAAUAUUUUAAUUGUGUUAUAUGAUGGUUACUAAUGCCGUUUGGUUAUUUCCUUGACUUCAUACAUAUGUAUUUUUUUCAUCACCAUUAUGGACAUUCGUUUAAGUCCUCCUAGAGAAGGGACCAGAGGUGGACGAGAGCAAUUUAAGUGGGAAGAUAUAAAAAAUUGUGAUAACAAAGAACGUGAACACUAUCUAGGUCACAGUGUAAAAAUUGGCACGGUUAAGUAUAAAAACCAUUUCUAUAAGCACGAUUGGUAUUUGAAAAAUGAUAACAAAGCAACCGAAGGGGAUCCGAAUGAGGAGCUACAACUAAUUAAGCUUUACGAGGAUGAGCUUAUGUUGGAAAUGUUGGGCUCGAAACCAAAACGUCUGAUGCUUCUGAAGUCACGUCCAACUGAUGUGGAAUCUUUACGUAAGUUAGUUGGGGAUGGUGAGAAACCCAACCUUCCCAGUGACGGGGUUAGGUUAGAAGACACGAAACUGAAGCAAUCUAAUAGGCAUACAUCGGAUUGCAGCCAACGCAUGGAUGCCGGUAAAACGGUUAAGAAAUAUCGGUAUGAUUAUCGAUCACGUAGUCGCAGCCGUAGUUAUGAACGCCGCACUUAUCACCGGUCAAGCCGCAGCCGUCCUACUUCCCGGCAUAGCGGCCGACGUUCCAGGCGCAGCUAUUCACGCUGAUUCGUUUAGUAUGCAAGACAUUUUAAGAUUUCCCAUACAUGUGAAUGAAGCUCUAACUAAAUGUGUUACCAAAAUCAACAAGCUUUCACUGGAAAAAUAAUACCUAUAUGGAGAACAUGUCGCUUUCUGAUAUCAAUAAAAGCCAAUAACACGCACGACGGUUAUUGUCCGGAGAGCUAAAUGAAAAUACGGAAAUUUCGAAUACAAACAAAUCGCACUAAUUAUUACACAUUGUAUGCAUG